AUGGCUGGACAUCCAAACAACUUUUCAAGUCAACAAUCAUCCAGGGUUCAUCCACAACAAGCUUAUCAUCAACAAGGAUACUCACCUCAGGGAGGGCACCAAGGGUAUCAGCAAGAAUAUCCUCCUCAGGGAGGACGUCAGCAAGAGUACUCUCCUCAGGGAGGACGUCAGCAAGAAUACUCUCCUCAGGGAGGACGUCAACAAGGAUACUCUCCUCAGGGAGGAUACCAACAAGGAUAUUCUCCUCAAGCAGGGCAUCAGCAAGGGUAUCAAUCGGAUUACUAUAAUCAACGAAAUAACACUUCUUCACCUGGUGUGGAUUACUAUAAUCAACGAAAUAAUACUUCAUCACCUGGUGUGGAUUAUUAUAACCAACGAACCAACACUUCGUCACCUUCAUCACCUUCAUCACCUGGUGCGGAUUAUUAUAACCAACGAAACAACACUUCAUCACCUGGCUCGGAUUAUUAUAAACAACGAAAUAACAUUCCACCAGCUGGUGUACAAAAUCAUUCAUUGCAAAGACAGCAGAAUUGGCCUGAACAUCAUGCUGUAAACUUAAGUGAUCGUUCUUUUAAUGAUAAGGCUAAUAAAAGAAAGGUUAGUGAGAAAAAAUCCUUCCGCCACAUUGAACUUACUAACGGGAACUUGGUACUUGAUUGUCCGGUGCCAGACAAAGUACUUCGUAACGUGCGUUUUACGAAAGGAGAUGAAUUUGAACAUAUGAGAUACACCGCUGUCACAUGUGAUCCCGAUGAUUUUGUUAAAAACAAAUAUUUGCUCCGACCUCGUAUUUACGGACGAGAAACAGAGCUAAUGAUUGUUAUGACAAUGUAUAAUGAAGAUGAUAAAUUGUUUAUUAAAACCAUGUCUUCUGCUAUCAAAAAUAUUUCCUACCUUUGCACAAAAAAAAGAUCAAAAACAUGGGAUAAAUCUAACUUUUUCACUUCUUAUCUAGGGGAAGAUGGUUGGAAAAAGGUAGUGGUAGUAAUCGUCUCCGAUGGACGUAAUAAAAUUAAUCAACGCGUAUUAAAAGUUCUUGGAGCUAUGGGUGCUUAUCAAGAUGGUAUUAUGCAAGACAAUGUUGAUGGAAAACCUGUUACUGGACAUCUUUUUGAAUAUAGUUCUCAAUUAAUGGUUGACAAAGAAUUUGGCAUUCGUGGUUUGGACAAAAAUGUGUCACCUGUACAAAUCUUGUUUUGUUUGAAAGAAAAGAAUGCCAAGAAGUUAAAUUCGCAUCGGUGGUUUUUUAAUGCUUUUGCCGCUCAAUUAAAGCCUAAUGUUUGUGUUUUACUUGACGUUGGUACUAAACCUUCCGGUACUUCGAUUUACCAUUUAUGGAAAGGAGUUGGAGGUGCUUGUGGUGAAAUCAAAGCCGAACUUGGAACUGGAUGCAUGAACCUUAUUAACCCAUUAGUUGCAUCCCAAAACUUUGAAUAUAAGAUGUCCAACAUUUUAGAUAAACCUUUAGAGUCUGUGUUUGGUUAUAUUUCUGUGUUGCCUGGUGCUUUCUCAGCUUAUAGAUACCAAGCAUUAUUAAAUUCUCCAUCUGGCAAAGGUCCUUUGGCUUCAUACUUUAAAGGUGAAGCUAUGCAUGGUUCUAAUGCUGCUAAUGCUGGUAUUUUUGAAGCAAAUAUGUAUUUGGCUGAAGAUCGUAUUUUAUGUUUUGAACUUGUUGCUAAAAAAGAUAAAUCUUGGAAAUUGAAAUAUGUUAAGGCUGCUAAAGCUGAAACUGAUGUUCCAGACAAUGUAGCUGAAUUUAUUUCCCAACGUCGUCGUUGGUUAAAUGGAUCUUUCUUUGCAGCUUUCUAUUCUAUUGCACACUUUACUAGAAUUUGGUCUUCUGGUGAUAAUGGAAGCACUGGUGAAUUAGGAAGUGCCCAUGCGGUAUCUGGUAAAGAUGGGAAACAAAUGAUGAAAGUAGAAAUGCUUCAUGAACGUGAGGAUAUUAAUGCGGCAUAUGACAAUUUGGUUAAAGAUCUUAGAAUUAAAGUAGUCGAAGAAAAAAAGCAUAGAGAUGCUGCAACUAAGAAAGAAGAUUAUUAUAGAAUGUUUAGAACUAAUCUUGUUCUGGCUUGGAUGUUUUCUAAUGCUAUUCUAGUAGUGUUCUUUACUUCAGAUACUUGGAAUAAGUACAUUACAGAAAAAUCAAGUGGAGAG
Molecule: messenger RNA, 2160 nt
Organism: Racocetra fulgida
Lineage: Eukaryota; Fungi; Glomeromycota; Glomeromycetes; Diversisporales; Gigasporaceae
Source: the annotation of a GenBank genome assembly